This is a messenger RNA of Oncorhynchus tshawytscha (Chinook salmon), 5859 nucleotides long. RefSeq names its product bifunctional heparan sulfate N-deacetylase/N-sulfotransferase 1. NCBI's taxonomy places the organism in Eukaryota, Metazoa, Chordata, Actinopteri, Salmoniformes, Salmonidae. Gene Ontology annotation, cellular component: Golgi apparatus. The transcript has 15 exons. Gene Ontology annotation, molecular function: heparan sulfate N-sulfotransferase activity; deacetylase activity. The record is from RefSeq and is a predicted model, not a curated record. Bases 787 to 3462 code for a protein of 891 amino acids.
AGAGACAUUCUCAAAUUUCUCUCCCAUCAGACAAGUCUGUAAGAAGUAGAACGGCAGACCGGAGCCGCUGGUAAAGCAAGACGUAAGCACCGGGUGAGCUUGGGUUGAAUCCAAACAUUCAUUCUACCAGAUCGUCUCUAGGCUUUCACUCGGACCUCGAAGGUGAAUCCAGAGGGAAGAGAGAAGACCGGUUUGCGUGUUAGUCUGCUACCUGUUGGGAGCCGUUGGAGGACAUUUGGCAGACAUCUUGUUUUGGGAAGGUCAUAACCACAAACCAUCCAGGAGAAUGUUGCUAUUGGGAUGACCUUUGUGACCUCACCAUUGCCCGCCCCCGUAAAGAUCAACCACCAAUUAGGAACCCUGAGGGAUGUGGUUGGCUGGUUCCAGUGAUUGACAGGUGACCAGCCAGACCUCUAGCUGCACCCUCCUGCUCUGAUUCCCCCUCCCCUCCCUCCCCUCCCUGGCGUGCAGUGCCAGCUCCCCCCACCAGGACGGAGACCCCCCACAUCUCUGCCAUGGUGACAUAAUCAGCAACACAGCAUGUGGGAGAACCAAUAUGGUGAAACCGUCUCAUUUCUAUCCCCAGUAGCUGCUCAAGCUGCUGCUGCUGCUGUUACUUCUAUAGCCUGUGGAUUACUAACCAGAAGACUGGAAAAAACAACACUGACUUGGGACUGAUUUAUUUCUGCUAAGCCUACCCUAGGCUAGCCUACACUAUCCUGUCCUACCCUACCAACAAGCCCGUUUCGGUCAGUAGUUCAGCCGGGUCAGGCGUUGUGCGUGACGAUGCUGGGAUGUGUGUCCCGCCUGCGUCGGCUGGUCCGUCUUGUCCGCCACCUCCCCCUCCAGACCUCCCUUCUCCUCCUCUUCCUCUUCUGCACCGUCAGCGUCUUCGUCUCCGCGUACUUCCUGUACGGCGCGAAACAGGAGCUCGAGCACUCAGGAGGGGGCGUGGCUGGUGGCGAGGUGGCGUCGGCCGUCUACGAUGACCUCCGGGUGAGCCCGUCGCGCCUGCUCCCAUUGCGGGCGGUGUCUAGGGGACCCGGGGGCGAAGGAGGGGUGAGGACAGACCCUGUGGUGCUGGUGUUUGUAGAGAGCCAGUACUCUCAGCUGGGCCAGGAUAUCGUGGCCAUCCUGGAGUCGGGACGUUUCCGGUACCGGACGGAGAUCUCUCCCGGUAAAGGGGACAUGCCCACGUUAACUGAUAAGGAGCACGGACGCUUCACGCUGGUCAUCUAUGAGAACAUCCUGAAGUACGUUAACCUGGACGCCUGGAACAGAGAGCUGCUGGACAAGUACUGUGUGGAAUACGGAGUGGGCAUCAUCGGCUUCUUUAAGGCCAAUGAGAAUAGCCUGCUGAGUGCCCAGCUCAAAGGCUUCCCCCUCUUCCUCCACUCCAACCUGGGCCUGAAAGACUGCACGGUCAACUCCAAGUCCCCCCUCCUCUUCAUCACCCGCUCCGGCCAACCCCUCCCAGGCCCCCUCCCCGGUGACGACUGGACCGUCUUUCAGUCCAACCACUCCACCUACGAGCCCGUCCUCCUGGCCAAGACCCAGUCCGCAGAGAGUGUCCCCUCACUGGGUACGACGGUCGCACUGCUUCCCUCCGUGGUGCAGGACCUGGGGCUCCAUGAUGGGAUCCAGAGGGUUCUGUUUGGGAACAACCUCAACUUCUGGCUGCACAAGCUGGUGUUUGUGGACGCGGUGGGCUUCCUGACGGGAAAGAGGCUCUCUCUCUCCCUGGAGCGACACCUACUGGUCGAUAUAGAUGACAUCUUUGUUGGGAAGGAGGGCACGAGGAUGAAGGUGGAUGAUGUUAAGGCCCUGUUGGAGACCCAGCAAGAGCUGCGUAACCAUGUACCCAACUUCACCUUCAACCUGGGCUAUUCAGGGAAGUUCUUCCAUGCAGGGUCAGAUGAGGAGGACCUGGGGGAUGACCUGCUCCUCUCCUACGUCAAGGAGUUCUGGUGGUUCCCCCACAUGUGGAGCCACAUGCAGCCCCACCUCUUCCACAACCAGUCAGUGCUAGCUGAACAGAUGCUGCUCAACAAGAGGUUCGCUAUGGAGCACGGUAUCCCCACUAACAUGGGCUAUGCGGUGGCACCCCACCACUCUGGGGUGUACCCGGUCCACCUGCAGCUGUACGAUGCCUGGAAGAAGGUGUGGGGCAUCAGGGUGACCAGCACGGAGGAGUACCCCCACCUCAAACCUGCCCGCUUCAGACGGGGAUUCAUACACAGUGGUAUCAGCGUCUUGCCCAGGCAGACAUGUGGCCUGUUCACGCACACCAUCUUCUAUAAGGAGUACCCAGGCAGUCCCAACGAACUGGACAAACUCAUUAACGGAGGAGAGCUGUUCCUCACUGUUCUACUCAACCCUAUCAGUAUCUUCAUGACCCACCUGUCUAACUACGGUAACGACCGGCUGGGCCUGUACACCUUUAAGAGCCUGGUGGCCUUCCUGCAAACCUGGACCAACCUGCGGCUGCAGACCCUGCCUCCCAUCCAGCUGGCCCAGAGAUACUUCAGCCUCUUCCCUAACGAGAGAGACCCACUCUGGCAGGAUCCCUGCGAGGACAAAAGGCACAAGGACAUCUGGUCAAAGGAGAAGACAUGCGACCGUUUCCCCAAGCUGCUUGUCAUUGGGCCUCAGAAGACAGGUUCUACAGCCCUCUAUCUGUUCCUGGGCAUGCACCCUGACCUGACCAGUAACUACCCCAACAAGGAGACCUUUGAGGAGAUCCAGUUCUUCAACGGACACAACUACCACAGAGGCAUCGACUGGUACAUGGAGUACUUCCCCCUGCCCUCCAACACCAGCUCAGACUACUACUUUGAGAAAAGUGCCAACUAUUUUGACUCUGAAGUGGCAGCGGAGCGGGCGGGUGCCCUCUUGCCUAAAUCCAAGAUCAUCACCAUCCUCAUCAACCCAGCUGACCGCGCUUACUCCUGGUACCAGCACCAGCGCGCUCAUGACGACCCAGUGGCUCUGAAAUACUCCUUCCAUGAUGUUAUCGUGGCUACCCAUGAUGCCCCGGUGAGAUUGCGUGUGCUCCAGAACCGUUGCUUGGUUCCGGGCUGGUACGCCAUCCACCUGGAGAGAUGGCUCAACCACUACCACUCCAGUCAGGUCCUGGUUCUGGAUGGGCAGCAGCUGAAGACUGAGCCGGCCUCAGUCAUGGACAGGAUCCAGAGGUUUUUAGGCCUGGUCAACACGGUCAACUACCACAGGAUCCUAGCGUUUGACCCCAACAAAGGCUUCUGGUGUCAGCUGCUGGAGGGAGGGAAGACCAAGUGUCUGGGGAAGAGCAAGGGGCGGAGGUACCCUGACAUGGACCCAGAGUCCCAGUUGUUCCUCAGGGAGCACUACAGGGAUCAAAACAUAGCAUUAUCUAAGCUGCUGUACAGGAUGGGCCAGCCCCUGCCCAGCUGGCUCCGAGAGGAACUGGUCCAUACCAGGUAGCAGGGGGAGGGGGACAGCUCAGCGGACUGUACCACAGCUUAACCACCCCCCAUAUGGAGGAGUAUGAUAUGAAUCCCCUGGAGGAUCCAUAGGAGGGUAAGAAAGGGGUGUGUUCUGAUGAAGGCCUCUCCUUCUGUAUGUGCUCUUCAUAAGAGGGAAGAACAGGGAGGAAGGGAGAGCAGGGAUGGUGACCUGUGGUCGAUGAGUCUACAAUGUCUCAUAACCUAGGCCCUAAGUGCACUCCUCUCUCUCCCUAAAUUGUACCUCCCCAUGAAAUACCACCACCCUUACUUGGUACAUUCUAUGAAGAGACUACCCACAAGACUGUGCCACCUCUUACAGAGGUGGAGGGGUGUGAAGGUACCGGUACAGAUAGGAUGGGAUGGAGAGGAGGGUGUGGUCAACCCUCAUCCCCUCUUUCUUUGACUAUCCCUUGCGUUCCUCACAUGGACUUGGACCUUACUCUUGAGAGGAACUGGAGGAUGAAGAGGAAGAGUGAGACUUGCCUAGCCUGCACAGUACCAGUCAUUUAAGCCUGGGUGAGGUGAAAUAAGGGCAGAUAUUACACUAGAGCAGAGAUCAUUUAGUACUUGAAUCAAUUAAAGAACGAAUGACAUUAGUUGAAAAUGCCUGUGGUUUCUAUCUAAAAACCAUAGGGGGGUGGUAUUAUGUAUAUUGACUCAGGCUACAGGUGUGAUGUGGUCUUAUUCACUAGGCCUUUAGACACUAGACAUGAACACAUUUACCAGUGCCCUGACAGAGUCUUCACCACUACAUUACCUGGCCUAUUGACAGUUCUUAUUUUUUAAGAUUGGGAUUUGGAGACAUGUUAUUGUAAAAGGUGACCAGAAACACAUUUUGCUUCGUUUCUGUUUCAGAUGGGUUUGCAUACACAGCACAGGAAGUGUCAGGCAGACAGCCAGGCUGCACACAUUGAAAGCACAAUAUGCAAAGUAUUGGUACAUCUCAUAAAUAGACUUUACAGAUACACACAUAUUCUAAUUUAUCAGGUUGUCUGAAAGCACAGUCAUUCUAAUUAACAGCUUGUCUGAAAGCACAGUCAUUCUAAUUAACAGCUUGUCUAAAAGCACCGUCAUUCUAAUUAACAGCUUGUCUGAAAGCACAGUCAUUCUAGUUUAAUAGGUUGUCUGAAAGCACAGUCAUUCUAGUUUAAUAGGUUGUCUGAAAGCACAGUCAUUCUAAUUAACAGCUUGUCUGAAAGCACAGUCAUUCUAGUUUAAUAGGUUGUCUGAAAGCACAGUCAUUCUAGUUUAACAGCUUGUCUGAAAGCUCAGUCAUAACACAGAUAUUACAGUAUGUGAAGUCGGUCCCAAGUUAAACAAAGUACAACUUAUGAAGGCUUCAUAUAGUAUACAUAAAGGCUUCAUAGGCACUACAAAAAUGCUUCACAAAUCAUCUAUAAUCAUAUUUCAUACUCUAAAUGGUGUAUAAAAGGUGACUACACUUCCCACUGUAGGAUGAAUUGCCAAAUGUGACAAACACACUGUAUGCUUAUACACCAUUCAUAGUGUCAUACGCUAAUUGUGAAGCGUUUAUGUAGUGCUUAUAAAGCCUUAAUGUAUGCUCUUUCAAGCGUUUAUAAGUUGUACUUUGUUUACAGUGGUAACGUGAAGUCUGACAUAAGCUAAGUUUAAAUGCACUCAAGUCCAUCAGUCAUCUGCAGUGUGAGGAUUAUUUUUUACAAAUUCUUAUUUUGAAUGUUCCAUUUCAUUUGUUUUAGCAGUUGUUCAUAGUAUUUCUGAGUUGCAUCAGGGAGAAUCUAAAUCAUGAACAUCUGACAUAGUCAGUAUGGCCCAAGUUAUAGUAGUAGUUGUAACUCAGACAUUAGUCACAUGGUACUACCACUGCAAGCAUACAUAACAAAAAGCUGCUCUUACCGCAAUACUUUUGUACAACGUUGUUCAGACUUAAUAACAACGCACAUGCUGUUUGUUUCUUUCUUUCCUGACUCUGUAAUCUAAUGUUGUAGACAUCAAUUAUUGAAUGCGAUUGAGGUGAAACUCUUUCAGCCCCCUCUCAUAAUGCAACGAAAGAGGUAUUCAGUGGGACAGAAUCAUCCAGGUAGUAUUGAAUUGUCACUGCUAUGGAUCUUAAUAUAGUGCCAUCUGCUGAAGUCCCGACAGAUUUCUUUCAUCCUCUGUUCAUACGAAUGUUCCUCCCCUCAACUACCCCCACACUGCCAAUUGUUGUACAGAGCUCCUUGAUUUCUUUAUUUAAAGUAUUAUUGACAUGAUAAUAACACAAUAACAGCAAUGAUGGUACUAAUCUCCCCGGACUGUACGAUAAAGACUUGUAAUUGUUGUCAAUCAUUUUUACAGUGUAACUAAUAUUGUCAGUGCUUUUUAAUUAGCAAAUAAAACCACUUGAUUUUUUAUA